GCCGGAAGAUGUCGCCGCUCCCUCUCCCUCCGCAGAGACGCUCAGGAGGCUCCUCUCCUCUUCUCUCCUCUGAAUGACUGGAGCCCCUUUUUCUCUGUUGUAAGACAGAGGGAAUGGGACAGACAGAGAUAGAGGUGGGCAGAGGUGUGACGGACAGAGGCAGAAGGGAGACUCGGAGCCAGCUGGGCUUUUGCCAUAUCUUAUUUUUAUUUAGGGAUUUCCAAGGAGCGGAGGAAAAGGCUCCGGUGGUGUAGUUGUUCGUGCGUAAACGGGAUAGGUUCCCCCCCCUCCGCCCCCCAAAUUCUCAGGAGUUGUUCUACACUUUGAGACUGAGCAGUUUGUUUGGAGGUAGUGUCCUGGGUGGAGUUUUCUUUGCCUCCGCGCUGCACGGAUUACAAUGCAAAGGGUUUUGGAGGUUUGGGUCACCUUGGUGACAGUUUCUGCGCUGGCGGAGCGGGUGUGCGGAGGGUACGGGCUCAGCAUGUUCGCCGCGCAGUCUUCCCCCCCGGACCCGUGCUAUGAUGAGAACGGGAACCCCCGGAGGUGCAUCCCCGACUUCGUCAACUCCGCGUUCGGGAAGGACGUGCGCGUGUCCAGCACCUGCGGCAGCCCCGCCGGCAGGUACUGCGUGGUGACCGAGAAGGGCGAGGAGAGGACCCGGGACUGCCACACGUGCGACGCCGGGGACCCCAAGAAGUCCCAUCCGCCCGCGUACCUGACAGACCUCAACAACCCGCACAACCUCACCUGCUGGCAGUCCGAAAACUACGUGCAGUUCCCGCAGAACGUCACCCUCACCCUGUCGCUCGGCAAAAAGUUCGAGGUCACCUACGUGAGCCUGCAGUUCUGCUCACCCAGACCCGAGUCGAUGGCGAUCUACAAGUCCAUGGACUACGGCAAGUCGUGGGUGCCGUUCCAGUACUAUUCCACCCAGUGCAAGAAAAUGUACAACAGGCAGAACAAGGCGGCGAUCACCAAGCAGAACGAGCAGGAGGCCAUCUGCACGGACUCGCACACGGACAUGCACCCUCUGACAGGCGGACUCAUCGCCUUCAGCACCCUGGACGGCAGACCGUCGGCGCACGACUUCGACAACUCGCCCGUGCUGCAGGACUGGGUGACGGCCACCGACAUCAAGGUGAUCUUCAGCCGGCUGCACACUUUCGGGGACGAGAACGAGGACGACUCGGAGCUGGCCCGAGACUCCUACUUUUACGCGGUGUCGGACCUGCAGGUCGGAGGACGGUGCAAGUGCAACGGGCACGCUUCGAAGUGCGUCAAGGACAGAGAGGGGAACCUGGUGUGCGAGUGCAAACACAACACGGCGGGACCGGAGUGCGACAGGUGCAAACCUUUCCACUAUGACCGCCCCUGGCAGCGCGCCACGGCCAGGGAAGCCAACGAGUGUGUGGCGUGCCACUGUAACCUGCACGCCCGUCGCUGCCGAUUCAACAUGGAGCUGUACAAGCUGUCGGGCCGCAGGAGUGGCGGCGUCUGUCUCAACUGUCGCCACAACACGGCCGGGCGCCACUGCCACUACUGCAAGGAGGGCUACUACCGGGACAUGACCAAGUCCAUCUCUCAUCGGAGGGCUUGCAAAGCAUGCGAUUGCCAUCCGGUCGGAGCAGCAGGGAAGACGUGCAACCAGACAACAGGUCAGUGCCCCUGCAAGGACGGAGUGACCGGGAUCACCUGUAACCGCUGCGCCAAGGGCUACCAGCAGAGCCGCUCUCCCAUCGCCCCCUGCAUCAAGAUCCCAGUGGCAUCUCCGACGGCGUCUUACAGCAGCUACGAGGAGCCGUCAGAUUGCGAAUCCCACUGUAAAGCUUCCAAGGGAAAGAUGAAGAUCACCAUGAAGAAGUACUGUAAAAAAGACUACGCUGUCCAAGUCCACGUUCUAAAAGGGGACAAAGCGGGCGAGUGGUGGAAGUUCACCGUCAACAUCAUCUCCGUCUACAAGCAAGGUGAGCACCGCAUCCGCCGCGGGGACCAGCUGCUGUGGGUGCGCGCCAAGGACGUGGCCUGCAAAUGCCCAAAGAUCAAGCCCGGGAGGAAGUACCUGCUCCUGGGCACGGACGACGAUUCCCCCGGCCAGAGCGGCGUGGUGGCCGACAAGGGAAGCCUGCUCAUCCCUUGGAAGGACCUGUGGGGCCGCCGGCUGAGGAAGUUCCAACAGCGCGACAAGAGGGGAAAGUGCUAAAAGUCGCUGGAGAGGAGGAGAGAGAGAGAUUGAGGGAGAGGCGGAGGCAACAGAACGUCUCCGCUGGGAGGAACGCGAGGAAGAGGAGAGGAUGAAAAAAAAUAAAUAAA
Messenger RNA from Acanthopagrus latus (yellowfin seabream), 2310 nucleotides. It is a transcript of the gene ntn1b, whose product is annotated as netrin 1b. The record is from RefSeq and is a predicted model, not a curated record. The coding region runs from base 398 to 2200 and encodes 600 amino acids. The transcript has 7 exons. Lineage: Eukaryota; Metazoa; Chordata; Actinopteri; Spariformes; Sparidae. Gene Ontology annotation, molecular function: protein binding.